Messenger RNA from Dioscorea cayenensis subsp. rotundata (Guinea yam), 1239 nucleotides. Its product is annotated as protein ALP1-like. Bases 1 to 1239 code for a protein of 412 amino acids. The transcript has 3 exons. Lineage: Eukaryota; Viridiplantae; Streptophyta; Magnoliopsida; Dioscoreales; Dioscoreaceae. The record is from RefSeq and is a predicted model, not a curated record.
AUGGAAGAUGAAAAAAUUGCAUUAUGUAAAAUGCUUCUCGUACGACAAUUGUUGGAUAAUCCUGUCAUGAAAUUGCAUCGCCUACAUCAUAUAGCAACAAUUCAAGUUGUUAUUGCCGUAAUUGUUCGGCUUGUGCGACGCCGGAUUAAAGUUAGACGAAACAAAAGUCAAAUACCACAUGAGAUACGGCUCGAAGGCGACCGAGCAAGAGAUGAAUUAAUGUCACACUUGUUGUCAAGUGAUUUAUGUCAUAGUAUGAUUAGAAUGGGUUCUUCAGCUUUUUUAGGUUUAUGUGAUAUGCUAGUUAGAGAUGGUGGUCUUCGAGCAACUUUGCAUGUGUCGGUCGAGGAACAAGUUGCAAAAACUCUUUAUGUAUUAGGUCAUAAUGUUACACAUCGUGAGUUAUCUUUCUUUUUCCGGCGUUCCCGUGAGACCACUUUUAGGCAUUUUCAUAAUGUAUUGCAAGCUAUAAUAGAGUUGGAGGACAAAUUUAUAACACGACCUGAUGGGGCACAAAUUCCUUCAGAAAUAUUCAGCAGUAACAGAUUCUAUCCAUAUUUCAAGGAUUGUGUUGGUGCUAUUGAUGGAACACAUAUUCGGGUCAAAGUAUCUAGUGCUGAAGCUCCGAAAUAUCGUGGGAGGAAGGAUUAUCCAACACAAAAUGUGUUAGCGGCAUGCACGUUUGACUUAAAAUUCACAUACGUGUUACCUGGGUGGGAAGGAACAGCAUCUGAUUCAAGAAUAAUAAAGAAUGCAUUAAGUAGACCUUAUCCUCUAAGAAUUCCAGAAGGAAAAUAUUAUCUUGUUGAUGCGGGAUUUAUGUUAAGAAGUGGACUUAUUACACCAUAUAGAGGAGAGCGAUAUCACUUGAAGGAGUAUUCAAGGAAUCCACCAACAAAUCCACGUGAAUUAUUUAAUCUUCGUCAUGCGUCAUUGCGUUGUGCCAUAGAACGAUCAUUUGGUGUUCUUAAAAAGCGUUUUCCUAUAGUGGGAAGUUCAACCGAGCCGCAUUAUGGUUUAGAAACACAUAAAGAAAUUAUUUUUGCAUGUUGUAUUUUGCAUAACUACCUAAUGGGAGUAGAUCCCGAUGAGACACUAAUUGCACAAGUUGAUGAUGAACUACGAGAUGUAGCGGGAGAAGAACAUCGUGCUAGUGGGGCGAAUAAUGAAGAAACUAUUCAAGGAGAGAUCAUUAGGGAUGCAAUAGCGGUGGAGAUGUGGCAAGAUUAUAUUGAAUGA